GAGGCGCGCGCGGCGCUUCCCGCUGUGGCUGCUGAGGCUGCCGUGGCUGCUCUCGGCAUGGAGGAGAUUUAUGCCAAGUUCGUGUCUCAGAAAAUCAGCAAAACCCGCUGGCGCCCGGUACCCCCGGGGAGCCUGCAGACAGCGGAGACCUUCGCUACGGGUUCUUGGGACAAUGAGGAAAAUUAUGUUUCGUUGUGGUCGAUUGGAGAUUUUGGGAACUUGGACUCAGAUGGUGGGUUUGAAGGAGAUCAUCAGUUACUAUGUGAUAUCAAACACCAUGGUGAUGUCAUGGAUUUACAAUUUUUUGAUCAGGAAAGAAUUGUAGCUGCUUCAUCAACAGGAUGCGUAACAGUUUUCCUUCACCAUCCAAAUAACCAGACUCUGUCUGUCAGCCAGCAGUGGACAAGAGCUCACUACCACUCAGGACCAGGCAGUCUUUCCUGUAGCGGCGCACCUUGCACAGGUGUUGUGUGCAAUAACCCAGAAAUUGUCACGGUUGGAGAAGAUGGCCGUAUAAAUCUCUUUCGAGCUGAUCACAAGGAAGCUGUGAGAACUAUAGAUAAUGCAGAUAGCAGUACGCUCCAUGCUGUAACCUUUCUUCGAACUCCUGAGAUUCUUACAGUAAAUUCCAUUGGACAGCUAAAAAUAUGGGAUUUUAGACAACAAGGAAAUGAGCCCUCUCAGAUAUUAUCACUGACCGGUGACCGAGCACCACUCCACUGUGUUGACAGACACCCCAACCAGCAGCAUGUCGUGGCUACUGGUGGCCAGGACGGAAUGUUGAGUAUUUGGGAUGUUAGACAAGGUACUAUGCCUGUGUCUCUGCUGAAGGCUCAUGAAGCUGAAAUGUGGGAAGUUCAUUUUCACCCAUCCAACCCAGAUCAUCUAUUUACUUGUUCUGAAGAUGGCUCCCUUUGGCAUUGGGAUGCCUCAACAGACGUACCUGAAAAGUCAUCACUUUUUCACCAAGGAGGAAGAAGUAGUACUUUUUUGUUUCAUAGCAUUAGUAACCAGGCUAAUGCUCACCAGUCUAUUAUAAGCUCCUGGCUCAGCACCGAUCCUGCAAAAGACCGUAUUGAAAUCACAAGCUUGCUUCCCAGUAGGACUUUGUCUGUCAACAGUUUGGAUGUCUUAGGUCCUUGUCUUGUUUGUGGGACUGAUGCCGAAGCAAUUUAUGUUACUAGACAACUUUUUUCAUAGAAAUACUGUAAUUUUAUAAUUUCAGAUAAAAAUAUAACCUUCAAAGUCCAACUUCUAUGCAAAUUUUUAUUAUUGAAAGAUGUGAAAUUUGCAGGGGAGCAUCUGUAAAGCAUUGAUAAUGUCAGUGCCUAGAUUUGGCUUUUUUUAGUUGGACAUUGCCGUAACAGUUUAGAAUCUGGUAGAUUGCAAAAGAAUUCAAGGUGUGGAAACAUAUCAGAGGGAUCCUGGUGCUGAUGAAUGUACUACCAAACUGUUCUGGUCAGCUCAUGGAGCCAAGUCCUCAUUUCUGGUUUUUUGGGACUUAAUACUGUCAAACCAUCAGUGGGUUUCUAUUAUUUCUAUCACAGUAUUUGGGGUGUAUGCCCUCUCUAGUGGCAUUAGCCAGUGUUAGUUUCUUCUUUUAAUUGCAAGUUUUUUCAUCAACCUUUUCACAACCUUUUAUUUUCUUAGUAAUCUUAAUAAACCUUUUCAAAAUUGAACAAAAUGACAUUUUUGCAAUAUAGAGCAAAAAUGACAAAUCUUUUUGUAAUGUUCAAAUUCUUUUCAGGGGAAAAUCUUUUGACAGAUCCCUUUAUUAGAAUAUGUUUGAACAGAACUAUGCCAACUACUCAGACCCAACUUUCUUUUUCUUGAUAAGAAAAAUACAUUUUUCCUAUGGACUUUUGCCUUUAUUUAGUUUUGCAACAUAGUGAAAAUUGCCAAACUGGACAUUGUGCAAUAAGAUAGAAUUUUACAUUAAUGAGUGAACUGACUUUGAAACUAACAUUGAUAGGUAACAUGUAUGAGACUAAUAAGAUGAUGUGGUAACAGUGAAGAUUGCCAUCUGUAUGCCUACCUGAAAUGUUAAUGAUGACUUGACAUGUAGUGUGUUAAGACAAUUUAUGACAUUGUCUUUCCAAAGUUUGUUAGAUAAAAUGUGUUACUGAGCUAACGAAGACCUUUAUGACAAAUCACUGCUAUUACAAAAUUGAAAUAUGUGUUUAUUUCAUAAUUCCAAUAACAGUAAUUAUGGUAAAUUUUUGCUUUUCUAUCCUAAUAAAUAUUUUCAAUAUU
Messenger RNA from Talpa occidentalis (Iberian mole), 2253 nucleotides. Its product is annotated as nucleoporin Nup43-like. Gene Ontology annotation, cellular component: nuclear pore outer ring. The transcript has a single exon. NCBI's taxonomy places the organism in Eukaryota, Metazoa, Chordata, Mammalia, Eulipotyphla, Talpidae. The record is from RefSeq and is a predicted model, not a curated record. Bases 58 to 1200 code for a protein of 380 amino acids. Gene Ontology annotation, molecular function: protein binding.